Molecule: messenger RNA, 3207 nt
Organism: Miniopterus natalensis
Lineage: Eukaryota; Metazoa; Chordata; Mammalia; Chiroptera; Miniopteridae
Source: RefSeq, a predicted model, not a curated record
AUGAGCUUCUCGCUCACCUUCUCCGAGCUGGCCAACAUUGCCAUCCCGCAGUGCGGGGUGGUGAACUUCCAGGCCCUGCACCUCCUGCUCCACGGCAUCCUGGAGCACAUCCACAUGGCUGAGCUCAAGAAGGUCCUCUCGGGGGACGAAGACUUCCUCCAGUCCUCGCAGGCUGUGUUCAUGCCCCGGGAGGGAGAUGCUCAGCCCAUCCUCAGCCCCAUGAAGAGGCUGAAUAACGUCUUCGACCACAUGGUGAACCGCGUGGACAAGAUAGAGAGCCAGCUGGCCGUGCUGCAGGAGCUGCCCUCCACCUCCAUGCUGCUGGAGGCCAGCCAAGGCGCCGGCCAGCCUGCCCAGGAACUGUGGCAGCUCAUAAAGCUCCGCAAGAUGGUGGAGGGCCACGAAGAAGCCAUAGAAAAGUCCAUGAAGACCCUGCAGGAUUUGCUCACCGACAUUUAUAAACUCAAGGUCAACACCGAAACCCUCAGGAAGAAUAUGGACGUACUGAAGGACAGGUGUGAUAAGAUACACCUGGAAAGAAUAGACAGUUUCUUUGAUGAUUUGAAAGGGCAGAACCGGAAGAUGACUGCACUGCAACGGGAUAUGGCUGUUCUCCAGAACAGGAUUCUCACCAUACCGAAAACUGAGGACAUGGUACUCUGGAGUGGCCUCCAUGAAGCCUUGUUCAUGUCGGUAAAACACCUGGAAGAUGCUGAGCUGUGGCAGGUUGCAGAGAGUCUCGCAGAGACUGACCUGCCCCAGACCACCAAGUUCCUCGAAAGUGUUGAUCACAGCCAGGUCUCAGAGGCUGUCCAACUCCCCAAGUUCCUGGAGACGAUGUGGCAUUACCAGAAGCCAGGGCAACUACAGGAGGAGCCUGCCCAGGCAGUUCCGCUCACAGGGGCCGAGGAGUUGGACCAGCCUCAGGUGCCUGAGCCUGGGCCUGGGCCUGGACCUGGACCUGGGCCCGAUUCCGUGCCGAGGCCAGAGCCUGAGUCCUUGCCUGCGACUGGGCCCAUACUGGGGCCCAGCCUGACACCUGGGUUCAUACUACCACCUUGGCCUCGGCUCGGGCCUGGGCCCGCCCCAGGCUCUCAGCCCAUACCACCAGGGCUCUGGCCUAUGCUGCCAGGAGGCUGGCCUCCUUCCAGGGGCUCAUUCGUACCUAGCGGUUGGCCUUUCUGGGGCCUAGAUUACUUCCAGCCUGGCUCAGGCCAGCUGGGCACCCUGUAUGCUCAACUUCAGCGUUUCAGGGCCCCACCAGAGUCCACAGAGCCUGCCUCAGUCUGGCCUCAGACAGUGAGGCCACAGUAUCGCCAGGCGGAGAUGCAGCAGCUCCCCGCUGUCUUGGAAAGUGUGGAAGAAGGUAACUUACACCACACGGCGGACCCUCAGGACGGAGCCCCCAAGGCUGAGGCUGCCAGGGCUGAGGCCCCCAAGCCUGAGGCCUCCAAAGAAGUGCUCCCUAAGGGUUCCCGGUCCGCCGUUCAUAGGAUAAAAACCACCGCUGCCAUCGCAGCCGCUGCGGCCGCCGCCUACGCAGCCGCCGCGACCUCCGCAGCCCGGGCAGCCGAGACCGCGGCCAUGGUCGUCAAAGAUGCCCCCGCCACGAAACUGGCCACUGUAGCAACGACCACGGCUGCAUCCGGGCCCUUAGGGGUCUUUUCAGACAUUGUGGGUGCUGGGUCUUCCCGUGGGGCCAAAGAAUCCGCAUCCUUCAGCGAUGACACCGAGAUGGAAGACCUGGAGGAAAUGAGCUACGAAGACUUCCUCUCCUCUUCUUACGCCGCUGCCCUGAUCCCUCCCGAAGCUACCCUGUCCCAGGCCAUGCUGGCCGCCAAACAGGCUGUGACCCCUGAAGACAAGAAGAAGGCUGUCAAGUAUUCCAUGAGCCACAUAGCCCUCAUGCCCAUUAGACAUGACUCCCUGAAAGAAGAGUUUGACCAGCUGUCAACCAACCUGCAGCAGCACCUGAAUCGUCUAGCUCAUAUGGGAGUCUCUUCCAGGCUUGGGACAACAGUGGACAUACUGCAAGAAAAGGUUGGCAACCUCCAGAAAUCCAGGAUGCAGGAGGAGGAGCUGGAGAGAGUUUGGGGCCACCAAAUGGCUGUGAUAAAGGAUCACUACAUCGUGCUGGACAGGGCAGUGGAAAAGAUCCAUAUUCGCCUGGAUGAGAUAAAGAAUCUCCAGUCUCAAAUAAAAAACCUAGAAAUGCACAAGGCAGACAAAAAUAUGAUGGAGCAGGAGUUGAAAGAGAAAGCUGACAGGAGCAUCCUGGCAGGCAAGGCAAGCCGGAUUGACCUGGAGACAGUGGCAGUGGAGCUGAACGAGAUGAUCCAGAGCAUGCUAUUAAGGAUCGUGGCCCAAGAGGAUGACUGGAAGAAGGCUGUGGAGCAGCUCAGCAAGGACCUAGGCACCAAGCUGAUCCACAGGGAUUUGGACGUUCUAAAGAAAGACAUAAAUGAGGUCUGGCAAGUAGUCAGGAAGCUGCUAAUUGAAGGCCUCCGGUUUGACCCCGACAGUGCUGCUGGCUUUAGGAGGAAACUGUUUGAGCGGGUGAAAUGCAUUUCCUGUGACCGGCCUGUGGAGAUGAUGACUGGCCCGCACCUCAUCACCAUCCGCAAAGCCCACCUGCUGUCGCGGCUUCGGCCAACUAGUGCCAACAGCUACGAGUACCUGCAGCGGCAACAGAUGAGGGAACAGCAGCAGCUGCAGCAGCUCCAGAACCUUGGAGACCAGGAGGACUGGAGCAACAGCCCUGGGAAUGAUGCCAACUUCAAGCCAUAUAACUUGUCGACACUCUACCCCUAUGGGGACCCCGAGGUGUUGGACUAUGAUACCGCCGAGGUGGACAUCCUGGGAGUGGACGGGAUCCUAUACAAAGGCCGAAUGGACAGCCAGGAAGGAGCACGGCCACUGACCAGCGUGGAGAAGGAGCUGACUGCUGUGAAGAUUCCACAUCCCCCGACUCGAAACCUAUAUGACCGCUAUGGUGUCAUCUACCCCCCCCUGCGCUCCCAUACCAGCAUCCGCUCAGUGACUUCAGGCUCCCACUCAAUGAUACCAGCUCAGUCUCCGUCUCUGCCACCCCUGCCACUGCUGCCACCGCUGGUGCCAUCCCUGCAGGACCCCCAGCAAGCCUCAGGGUCCACCAGGCAUCCAAGGCCUCAGCGCCUCCAGUCCCGAGCCAGCACGCAGCCCGCCUAG